AUGGCUGCCAUGGCCACGGCUGUGGCUGAUACGGCUGGCAGCUCUUGGGACGACGUUUUGAGUGAUGAACUCAAGGUUCAGGACGAGUUUUGUGCCGAUGUUGAAUCUUGUGAUGUGGUGCGGACACCUAGCGAUGGUGACAGUUCGGCCACAGCCAGCUGCCACUCCAGCCAAAGGCAACCCUGUACCUGGUGGGCCGUUGUUCUGAAAGCUGCAGGGCGUGAGCUAGGCUACACUGACUGUGAGACUGACCCGCCUUCCUCGCAGAGUGGCAGUGUUCGUCUAGUUUCAGCUUGCUCUGGCUGCAGCGCUGAAUCCUGGGCAAUGAAGGGGCUGGGCAUCGGCUUCCACCUGCUGGCGGCAUGCGAUACCAAUGCGGACUACCGACAAUUCGUACGGGCCAACUUUCCAGGGGAGUGCAAGCAUCUCUUUCUUUCUUUAGAGGAUCAGUUGACCAAGGGCACCGACUGUGAGAUCUGCUCAAACAACAGAACCACAUGCGAGCACCAUGAUGCCAGCCUGCCUGUGGACAUUUUAGUCACUGGGUCGCCAUGUGAUCCCUUUAGCAAGUACCGAUACAAGCGGUUCAGCGACGGUAGCGUAAAACACCACGCCGACUACCAGACCACGAUGACGACAGUGGUGACACUGUACCAAACGUACCAGCCCAAUGUCGCGAUAAUGGAACAGGUCAUGGGGUUCUUGAUGCCGCUCCAGACUGGGUCCAAGGAGACGCCGUGCCAGAGGCAGGGCAGUGCCACAGAAGCUGUCUGA
Symbiodinium sp. CCMP2456 is the source of this 774-nucleotide messenger RNA. The record is from the annotation of a GenBank genome assembly. NCBI's taxonomy places the organism in Eukaryota, Dinophyceae, Suessiales, Symbiodiniaceae.